Molecule: messenger RNA, 4896 nt
Organism: Effrenium voratum
Lineage: Eukaryota; Dinophyceae; Suessiales; Symbiodiniaceae
Source: the annotation of a GenBank genome assembly
AUGCAGGACGCCUACCGUGCGGCCGGCUUGGCGCUGCGCGAUCGGCUGUUGGAGUCCUUGAACGACACCAACGCCUACUACCGCCAGCACGACGUGAAAAGGGGCUACUACUUGUCGGCCGAGUACCUCAUCGGCCGCCACAUGCAGAAUGCCAUUGCCAACUUGGACUUGGAGAAGUCGUUCAAGGACGCUUUCCUCGACCUGGGCAUCCAGCUGGAGGCAGAUCGAGAGCUCUUCGGGCAAGAGGCGGACCCGGCGCUGGGCAACGGGGGCCUGGGGCGCUUGGCCGCCUGCUUCCUGGACUCCAUGGCGACCCUGUCACUGCCAUGCUGGGGCUAUGGCAUCCGCUAUAGCUAUGGCAUGUUCAAGCAACACAUCGAGAAUGGUCGGCAAGUGGAGCAGCCAGACUUCUGGAUUGGAGACGGAUGCCCAUUCGAGAUCCCCCGGCCGGAUGUGGCGUACCCCGUGCGCUUCUAUGGAACAGUGGAGGAGGUGGAAGUGAACGGCAGGAAGAUCGGCAGGUGGGUGGGUGGCGAGAUUGUGCAAGCGGUGGCCUACGACAAUCCCAUCCCCGGAUUCGACACCUUCAACACCAACAACCUCCGCUUGUGGCGAGCCUGCCCCUCCAAGGAGUUCGACCUGGACCACUUCUCGGGGGGCUACUUCUCCGGGGCCAUCGAGGCCAGGCGCAAGGCGGAGGACUUGUCGGCGGUGCUCUACCCCAAUGACGCCACCUACGAAGGCAAAGAGCUGAGGCUGCGGCAGCAGUACUUCUUCGUGAGCGCGUCCAUGCAGGAUCUGUUGCGCGAGUUCAUCAAGCGCCCCAACUACAAGUGGGAUGAGCUGCCGGAGAAGGUGGCGGUGCAAAUGAACGACACCCAUCCCACCAUCGCGGUGGCUGAGAUGAUGCGACUGUUGGUGGACGUGCAGCAGUUGGAGUGGCACUACGCCUGGGAGCUCACAAGGAAGUGCUUGAACUACACCAACCACACCGUCAUGCCGGAGGCCCUCGAGAAGUGGCCCGUGGAGAUGAUGGAGCGCUUGCUGCCGCGGCACGUGCAAAUCAUCGGGGGCAUCAACUGGCACUGGAUCCAAGGCCUCCUACAGAAGUACGGAGACUCGCCCAUCAUCGCGCAGUUGAGCAUCUUUGAGGAGGGGGAGAUCAAGAAGAUCCGGAUGGGGCACCUGGCGAUCGUGGGCUCCAACAAGAUCAACGGCGUGGCGGCCAUCCACACGGAGAUCAUCAAGAAGGAGACCGGUCGUUACCAGCCUCGGGUGCGUUUGCCGCAGGAGACCUUCCCCGAGUUCUACAAGUGGUGCUGCGACAGCGGGGAGCCGGACAAGAUCGUGAACAUGACUAACGGGGUGACCCCUCGCCGCUGGAUCCACUGCGCGAAUCCUGCGCUCAGCGCGAUCUUCACCAAGUACUUGGGAUCCCAAAGCUGGCUCACUGACAUGACCUUGCUCAAGGGCAUGCUCAAGUACAAGGAGGACCCCAAGCUACACUCCGAGUGGCUGGCCAUGAAGUCGGGCUGCAAGGCGAAGCUGGCAGCCUGGCUCAAGGAGACCAUGGACCUGGACAUCGACCAGGACGCUUUGAUCGACAUCCAGAGCCUUGGCCGGGCACUUUGGGCGAGGGAUGGUUGGGUGACCAAGCUGCCCGGCGAGAGCCGGGAGACGAAGCAAGCCGCUUGCCUAGAUCCAGUGCAGUUCCAAGACGAGAAGCACCCGAUUUACACGCCGGAGUUCUCACUAGCCAGCAUGGAUGGAGCCAAGGUGGAAGCAGGUCUAGUUUGCGCCUGGUACGGGCCCGAAGGCCCGCUGAUCUCCAAUGAGGAGGUCCGGCAGCUCUGCGCACUUCACCCGGGCCGCUUCCUAGGAGUGGCCUCUGGAGACAUCCGCGACCCCGUGCGGUGCGUCGCGGGGAUUCGGCAGUACGUACUCCAGCAGGGCUUUGUGGCGGUGCGGAUCCUGCCGUGGCUUUGGGAGAGGUAUGCAGAUGACCGGCUCUUCUAUCCCAUCUAUGCAGCGUGUGUGGAGCUGGGGGUGCCUUUGUGCCUGCAGGUGGGGCACACGGGCCCCUUGCGGCCCAGCGACUCGGGUCGGCCCAUCCCCCACUUGGAGCGGGUGCUUUUGGACUUCCCGGAGCUCACAGUGGUGGGGGGCCACAUCGGCGCGCCCUGGCUGGAGGAGAUGCUCUUUCUGGCUGGCAAGUUCCCCAACUUCUACAUCGACACCUCAGCCUACGUGCCCGAGCGCUAUCCCGCUGCCCUAGUGGAGUACAUGCGCGGCCGCGGGGCCAAACGAGUGCUCUAUGGCUCCAACUACCCCAUGCUGCAGCAUCAACAGAUUUAUCAGCAACUGGACAAGCUCAAACUGAGCGACGAGACUUUGGCGCUGUUUUUGCGUGGCAACGCCCAGCGCGUCUUCAAGCUGCCGCAGAAGUCGCGGCUAUGCAAAGAAGGAGUCAUUGAGACGAUUUCCGGUGGCACAAAUGGGUGGCAGUUCCCACGACUCGGUGCCUCCAUGUUCCGGAUCAAGCGAAUCCACGAGUACAAGCGACAAUUGAUGAACAUUCUGUUUGUCAUCCACCGCUACCUCGAGCUCAAGAGCAAGUCCCCCAGCGAGCGCCAAUCCUACCAGAAGCGGGUGGUGCUGAUUGGCGGUAAGGCGGCGUCGGCCUACGUCAACGCAAAGAUCAUCAUCAAGCUCAUCAGCAACGUGUCGAAGGCAGCGGCCAGCGCCGUCAUCAACGCGGACCCGGACACUGCACCCUACCUGAAGUGUGCCUUCGUGCCCAACUACUGCGUCUCCGCGGCCCAGAUGAUGAUCCCGGCCUCCGACAUCUCGGAGCACAUCUCCACGGCCGGCACGGAAGCCAGCGGCACCUCCAACAUGAAGCUUCCUGGCGGGAUUGGGGAUGCAAUGCCCACUUCGGAUGAAGAAGGCUCUGUGGUCCGGGCACGGGGCACGGGGCCGUUUUUUUCCUUUUUUUUCUCGAUUUCCAAAAUGUGGGCCUCCGGCGAUGCCGCGGAGUUCCGGCGCCUCCUCGGUGCCGCGGGCUUGGAUCGAGAGGCAGAGAGGCAGCUCUUGAGCGCCUGGCGCCGCAACUCGCAGCUCUGCUGCCAGCUCUGCGCGCAAUGUUUGGCGGACGCCUCCGCGGCCCCGGCAGCCAGGCAGCUGGCUGCGGUGAUGCUGAAGAACCACUGGCGUGAGUGGGGACCCCGGGGCAAGUCCCACACAGGGGCAUGGAAGGGGCUCCGCCUGGAAAACUGCAGCAUCGCAGAUGGCCUCUUCAGAUUGCAGGUGGUGAAGGCUGAUCUACCUGGGAAAGAUGAGGGUCUGGUGCGCAUGCUGGUGGAAAUUUGGCCCAGGAGCACAGGUUUGGGGCCGCUGUGUGGAGAUCAGCUUGGUCCAAGCCUCGCGUCGAAGGAUUCAUCGGUGGAUUGUCGCAACAAAGUGUGGGAGAUCUCACGGCGCCAGGAGUCGAGGGCUCCGCCGCAGCUUCGUCCAAGUUUGCCUUGCGUUUGGAUCCGGAAUCGCGGGCGAUACUUGGCAGUGAGCCAAGGCGCUUUGCGCUUGCUGCCUCCGCAACUCCUAAACUCAUCAGAGGUGUCAUGCUGGGCCAUCGGACACGAGCAACGGGUCCAGCUGGACCUCACCAAAUCACCUGAAGCGUAUGCCUUUGGGGGCAACGGUGACACCACGCUCUGGAUCAUGGCCUCCCAGUCUUACGGGCACCUGGUGCAGCGCUUGUUCGACCGGAUCCAACGUGCCGGUGACCCGGUCCUGGUUUGCGUGUCAUGGGUCCCGGACAUGAAGAACACCCGACAAAAAGGCUUUGUGGUCAAGGGCUCUUUCGCAGAGUUCAACUCCCGCAAGUUCCUGAUCCUCCUGCAAGCUACCUUGGCCAUGGAGUUGUCCCGGACAGUGGCAAUCGUGAUGGACCUGGACGUGACGCUUUUCAGCGGCUGGGUGUCCACUCUUCGGCGCUGUGUCGGGGUUGGGUCCGCCGAUCUUUGCUUUACUCAGCGGCCUGGGUUUCAAGACGGGCGCCUGCAACAGGUGAACAGCGGCUUGAUCGCCAUGAACCCACAGGCCCUGCCCUUUGUACACGCCUGCGUCGCGCGAUCCCAGGCUCAUGAGGUUAUAGACCGCCACGCGGUGACGCAAGAAAGCGAAGCCCAUGCCGAGCAAUCGUUGCUGAACCAAGUGCUCCUUGAGAUUCGUGCAGGGGCGGAAGACGGCACCGCAUAUCAACCUGUGCAGUGGGGAGUGUACAACCCGCUGCAGGCACAUUCGGCAUUUUUUUCCAUGCAGACCUUGCUGUCGACGGUGGCGCAUCAUGUCACUUUUUCAGGGGCAAACCUUGCUGACAAGCUGCGAUACAUGUCCAACGUUGAGCUCUUAGUGGAUGACCUGGCGAUCUUUUGUCCGCGGUUUGUCCUGGGACCUUGGCCGGAUUUUUGCUUUCUGUACACGGCCGUUGACCCGCAUUUCGGGCCAGUCCUGCAGGACUUCAAGGUCCUUCAUGGCUACGCGGGCCGCGAUCUGCAGAAGCUGGUUGCCGCCUUGGAUCAUUCUGAGGCGCUUGCGGCCCACCCAGGGACGCACUAUCCACUGGUCGAUGUGUUCAACAAAGGCGAUACAAGGCCCUUCGGCGGAACUCCUCGUCCUAUCUCUGCAGUGUACUCUGGCAGGCUGGCCGCCUGGCCAGGGGAUACGGAUGCAUACUUCUUCCGCCAGGCCUGCCUCGCAGCCCUGGACCCCUCUGCCGGGGCCCGGGGCACCCCACGCCACGUGGCCCGCGCCGCGGCGGCGGCCGCGGCGGAGCUGGCGGCGCUGGGGCAGAGCCCGGAGCUGGCGCCCACGCUGCAGAGGAGACGGGGGAACUGA